AUGCCAUUCUCAGACGAGACGAAGGACAGGUUCAACGCAGCUGUGGGCGUCGCAAAGACCAUUGUCACUGUCGGCUGGAUCCCUAUGAUCAUUUACAUCGGAUACAGAAACUCGUCUCCUCAGCCAUCGCUUAUCAAGCUCAUCACACCGCUGGCUUGA
Molecule: messenger RNA, 159 nt
Organism: Kockovaella imperatae
Lineage: Eukaryota; Fungi; Basidiomycota; Tremellomycetes; Tremellales; Cuniculitremaceae
Exons: 4
Coding region: 1-159 (52 amino acids)
Biological process (GO): protein insertion into mitochondrial outer membrane; protein import into mitochondrial matrix
Cellular component (GO): mitochondrial outer membrane; mitochondrial outer membrane translocase complex
Source: RefSeq, a predicted model, not a curated record